GCUGCGGCCGGUGAGCUACGCACCAUGUCUCGCGCGCUCGCCCUCUUGCUACUACUCGCCACGAUCGCCGCGUGCGUAGAAGAAGAUUGCAUAGACUGGGAGGGCAAGACUGUACCUCACGGAUUGCUGUACGUGCCCGGGCCCGGCGUGUGCUCCAUCUGUGUGUGCUACCACUCCGAACCCAUGUGGUGCAAAGCUAUUUACUGCGAUCCGCCUUAUUUCUGCAAAAACUUCCGUGUUGGUGAGCGCUGUUGCGAAUUCGAGUGCCUGGACCCGCCUGGAGAAGACAAGAGGUAUCGUGAACGUCAGCGUCUUCGAGCCCUCAUCCUCGCUGGCAACUCAUCAGCUCCCUACACGAGACCCUCUCUCCAGAUGAAAGCUGGUUUCUCAUUGAUAGCGAUGGCUAUCGCAAGAUUCGUCUGAAGGACACAAUGACGAUUUUUUUUGUGCAUUGGUGAUGGAUUAAAGAUCGUGGUCUCUUGAUCUUUAGUCAGUCUGUCACAAAUAACUGUCACAUGUCUGUGUAUACUCGGAUUACGAUAUUAUCAGCAAGACAGGUUGCCAAGUUUAGGUAUAUCAGUGAAAGCAUUAUGUCUCAAAACUUUGCAUAACUUCCAACAACUUCACCUGAAAUCUAAAAGGUACGCCACGUCAUUCAAAAUGACGCCUCUAGCGGAGGGAAAUAUUUAUUCGUAAUAUUCUGUGAUUACAAAAUGACACUUAAAGAUAAGACGGUACGUUUUUAUAUGUGUCCAAUAAUAAUAAAAUUCAAUUUAAAAACUUAAUAAAAUUUCUUGCUGCAGUUUCCUCUUAA
Melitaea cinxia (Glanville fritillary) is the source of this 814-nucleotide messenger RNA. RefSeq names its product integral membrane protein DGCR2/IDD-like. The coding region runs from base 25 to 423 and encodes 132 amino acids. Gene Ontology annotation, cellular component: membrane. Lineage: Eukaryota; Metazoa; Arthropoda; Insecta; Lepidoptera; Nymphalidae. The transcript has 3 exons. The record is from RefSeq and is a predicted model, not a curated record.